UGACAUAUCUGGUGUACUCUUUCGCACACGUACUCUGAGUGCGACGGUGACAAGACGCUCAAAAGGCCGCCUAGCGGUCGUUAAAACUCACACUGGCAUCGCAUACGUGAAAAUACCGCAGAGCAGCACGCACAACAAAAAACACGUUUGUGUGCACUCUGUAGAAAAAAAAUUUUCGUUACAACUUUUUUGACAUACUAAUAAUAUAGAAAUUGUUUAACUGAACGGUGCUCAAUCCGUCGAAAUUCCGUAUACAAAUUUAACUAGUCAAUUUUUUAUUGUUGAUAAUGGAUGAUCGAAGUGAAAUACCUCAAGAUGGUCCCGCUGGCAUGGACCCCGAGGGCGUCAUCGAGUCGACCUGGCAUGAAGUCUACGACAAUUUCGAUGAUAUGAGCUUGCGCGAGGAACUGCUGCGCGGCAUCUAUGGCUACGGUUUUGAGAAGCCAUCGGCAAUCCAACAGCGCGCCAUCAUUCCUUGCGUUAAGGGUCGCGAUGUCAUUGCCCAGGCGCAAUCUGGUACUGGCAAAACUGCCACCUUUUCGAUUGCCAUCCUUCAGCAAAUCGAUACGGCCGUUCGUGAAUGCCAGGCUCUGAUCUUGGCCCCCACUCGCGAGUUGGCUACCCAAAUUCAGCGUGUGGUUAUGGCUCUUGGCGAGUACAUGAAGGUGCAUUCGCAUGCCUGCAUUGGCGGCACCAAUGUGCGCGAAGAUGCUCGCAUUUUGGAGUCCGGAUGCCAUGUGGUGGUUGGUACACCUGGUCGUGUCUAUGACAUGAUCAAUCGCAAGGUGCUGCGCACUCAGUCCAUCAAGCUGUUCGUGCUGGACGAGGCCGAUGAGAUGUUGUCGCGCGGAUUCAAAGAUCAAAUCCAGGAUGUGUUCAAGAUGUUGCCCCCAGAUGUGCAGGUCAUCUUGCUAUCCGCUACCAUGCCCCCCGAUGUACUCGAAGUGAGCCGUUGCUUCAUGCGUGAGCCAGUCAGCAUUCUCGUCAAGAAGGAGGAGUUGACCCUCGAGGGUAUCAAGCAGUUCUACGUGAACGUCAAGCAGGAGAACUGGAAGCUGGGCACACUGUGCGAUCUGUACGAUACGCUGUCCAUUACCCAGUCGGUUAUCUUCUGUAAUACCCGUCGCAAGGUCGAUCAGCUGACCCAGGAGAUGUCUAGCCACAACUUCACCGUGUCGGCUAUGCACGGCGACAUGGAGCAGCGUGAUCGUGAGGUUAUCAUGAAACAAUUCCGUUCGGGCUCAUCCCGUGUUCUGAUUACAACUGAUUUAUUGGCGCGUGGUAUUGAUGUGCAGCAGGUCUCGUUGGUCAUCAACUACGAUUUGCCCUCGAACCGCGAGAACUACAUUCAUAGAAUCGGUCGCGGUGGUCGUUUCGGUCGCAAGGGUGUUGCGAUCAACUUCAUCACAGAUGAUGAUCGACGAAUCCUUAAGGAUAUUGAACAAUUCUAUCACACUACUAUCGAGGAAAUGCCUGCUAAUAUUGCCGAUUUAAUUUAAAUAUUUUGUUGAGCAGAAAAAAAAUAUAAUACAAGAAAAUAAACAAGAAAAAGUGAGUGAGCUAUACAGCAAAGAAUUGCGCAAAAAAAGCGCAAAAUAUAUAUAAUUUAAAGCAAAAAUAAGAAAACAAGUAACAAAAGCAAACAAAAAAAAACUAAAAUCACGUUAAAUAUUUAUUCAAACAACAAAUACUAAUCAGCAGGAGCAACAAUAACAACCACAACAGCAUCAGCAACAUCAAGCCGUAUAAAGAAGAACAACAACAACUUACGAACAGCAACAACAAUCGCUGGCUGACGCUUUGCCCUAUUCCUAAACAACAACAACAACAGAACAAGAAGCAGAAGAACAUCAUCAGCUGUAACAUCAAUUUAAAACAACUACUACUGCGUCGUCAACAAGCAACAAACCCGAAGUCUAAACAUUAGAAACCCUAAAGCGGGGAACAACAUCUUUCGAUUUUUGUGUGUGAAUCAGACCACUACAACAACAACAACAACAAAAACAACCACAUUGUUUUAGCAUUUUCUAGAACUAUUGAUAAAAAUAUAUUAAAAACAAUACAAAAAUUA
This is a messenger RNA of Drosophila grimshawi, 2071 nucleotides long. It is a transcript of the gene eIF4A, whose product is annotated as eukaryotic initiation factor 4A. Bases 288 to 1499 code for a protein of 403 amino acids. NCBI's taxonomy places the organism in Eukaryota, Metazoa, Arthropoda, Insecta, Diptera, Drosophilidae. The record is from RefSeq and is a predicted model, not a curated record. Gene Ontology annotation, molecular function: RNA binding; ATP binding; RNA helicase activity. The transcript has 5 exons.